AUGAGCGUCCAGGUGCAGUCCGCAACUGACCCAGGUCUCACAUUGUCCAAGGAUCGUUGUGAACCUGGUUCUGUCAACAUCCCGCUAUGCAAAUGGCCAAAGACGGCAGAAUCUACGUCUGUCGAUGCUGAUGCCGUUGCUGCAAAGAUCGUCGAGUCAGUCAACACUGCUCUAAAGAACGACGACACAAAAUCAAUUGCUGAGCUGUUUCUUGAGGAUGGCUAUUGGCGGGACCACCUCGGUCUCUCCUGGGACCUGCACACAAUCAAAGGAAAGGACAAACUCACAAGCUUCCUUGCCGACAACGGAUGUCCUUUGGCAAAGCUUGAAAUCGACAAGACUACAGCUUACCGUUCACCCCAACUGGGAUCUUUCGACGGCACAGGGGAUGUGAAGGGCAUUCAGUUCUUCUUCAAUUUCACCUCCAAAGUUGGAACUGGUCAAGGCGUUGCUCGCCUGGCCGAGAGAGACGGCCAAUGGAAGAUUUUCACUUUCUUUACCACUUUACGUGAAAUUGCGGGCCACGAAGAAAAUACAGGCCCUAGAAGACCGAAAGGAGUCGAGCAUGGCGAAAAGAUAAAUCGGAAGAACUGGCAGGAGAGGAGACGUAAAGAGAUUGAAUUGAAAGACCGGGAUCCCGUCGUUAUGAUUGUUGGCGAGUACAAACCAACUACUUCAGAUCAAUGUGCCGGCCAAGCUGGGCUGACGGUGGCCGCCCGUCUCAAGAUGCUCGGAAUUGACACCCUGAUCAUUGAUACCGAAAACACCAUCGGUGACAAUUGGCGGAGACGAUAUCAUCAGCUCGUCCUUCAUGACCCGGUUUGGUACGACCACAUGCCGUACCUAUCAUUUCCGCCAAAUUGGCCGAUCUUCACGCCAAAGGAUAAGCUCGCCGAGUUCUUUGAAUCUUACGCUAAGCUGAUGGAGCUCAACGUUUGGGUCAAGACGAGCAUAGAGUCGAGCUCGUGGGAUGAGGGCAAGAAGCUAUGGACCGUUACUAUCAAGCGCACCAAAGAGGAUGGCACGGAGACCCGCACACUGCAUCCUAAGCACGUCAUCCAAUGCACCGGUCACUCUGGCAAGAAAAACUAUCCCACCGUGAAAGGAAUGGACGGUUUCAAGGGUGACGUACUCUGCCAUUCUUCUGAGUUCAAGGGAGCACGCCCCGAUGGCAAAGGCAAAAAGGCCGUCGUAGUUGGAUCCUGCAAUUCAGGCCACGACAUCUCGCAGGACUUCUACGAAAAUGGAUAUGACGUUACGAUGGUGCAGAGGUCUACCACCUGUGUCAUCUCCAGCGAAGCGAUUACCGAGAUCGCCUUGGCUGGGCUGUACGACGAAAAUGGUCCGCCAGUGGACGACGCAGAUCUAUUUCUCCACAGUCUACCCAGCGAAGUCCUGAAAGCUCUGCAGGUCAAAGUUACCGAAUUGCAAAACCGGCACGAUGCGAAAAUCCUUGAAGGUCUACAAAAAGUUGGUUUCAAGAUUGACCAAGGACCAGACGGUGCAGGACUCUUUAUGAAAUACUUCCAACGCGGGGGCGGGUACUACAUCAAUGUUUCUGCUUCUCAAUCGAUCAUCGACGGCAAGAUCAAGAUUAAACAAGGGCAAGAAAUCGACGAAAUCCUGCCCCACGGACUGCGCUUCGCGGACGGCAGCGAGUUAGAGGCAGACGAGAUAGUGUUCGCCACGGGAUACAAGAACAUGCGGACGACGGCGAGGGACAUCUUUGGCGACGAGGUCGCGGACCGUGUUGGCGAUGUCUGGGGGUUUGACGCCGAGGGCGAGAUGCGGACUAUCUGGCGGCGGUCAGGACAUCCGGGGUUCUGGUUCCACGGUGGCAACCUGGCGCUGUGUCGGUACUAUUCCAAGUUGCUGGCGUUGCAACUCCAGGCGUUGGAGGAGGGGAUUGCGAAGUAUUAA
Molecule: messenger RNA, 1920 nt
Organism: Cladophialophora psammophila CBS 110553
Lineage: Eukaryota; Fungi; Ascomycota; Eurotiomycetes; Chaetothyriales; Herpotrichiellaceae
Exons: 2
Coding region: 1-1920 (639 amino acids)
Molecular function (GO): N,N-dimethylaniline monooxygenase activity; flavin adenine dinucleotide binding; NADP binding
Source: RefSeq, a predicted model, not a curated record